Ophidiomyces ophidiicola is the source of this 816-nucleotide messenger RNA. RefSeq names its product glutaredoxin (gene GRX3). The transcript is spliced from 2 exons. Bases 1 to 816 code for a protein of 271 amino acids. Lineage: Eukaryota; Fungi; Ascomycota; Eurotiomycetes; Onygenales; Onygenaceae. Gene Ontology annotation, molecular function: 2 iron, 2 sulfur cluster binding. The record is from RefSeq and is a predicted model, not a curated record.
AUGUCCGCCCUCCACGAAAUCUCCUCCGAAGCGGAUUUCAACAACCAGCUUUCCUUACUCCCUCCGACUGCUCUCGCCGUUCUUUCUUUUCAUACGCCGUGGGCCGCACCCUGCGCACAAAUGCACAAUAUUCUCUCCACAUUGGCAUCAACGUACCCCGCCACUACCCCUCCAUCUGUCAGCUUUCUUAGCGUCAAUGCAGAAGACCUCCCUGAGAUUUCGGAACAAUACGAUGUUACUGCUGUCCCUUUUCUUGCACUACUUCGUAACAAUGAACUGGUAGAUACGGUAUCAGGCUCCGAUCCCGUCAAAGUUCGCGAGACGAUUGAAAAACACAUGGGACAAAAAACACAGAACCAAGGUCCCUCCAUCCCCCCACCGUUAGCCACGACACCUAGAACUCAAAAUACACUCAGUCCUCAAAAUGGAGCCAGUCUCGUCUAUCAGACACCCCAGCAGGAACCAUCUCCGCCAACGAAAGAAGAACUUUUUGCUCGGCUUUCCGAGCUCGUCAAAGCCGCGCCCGUGAUGCUAUUCAUGAAAGGGACGCCCAGUGAGCCCCAAUGUGGCUUUAGCAGACAAAUCGUGGGAAUAUUGCGCGAGAAUGGGGUGAAAUAUGGGUUCUUUAAUAUCCUAGCGGAUGAAGACGUUAGACAGGGGCUCAAGGAGUUUGGAGAUUGGCCAACCUUUCCACAAUUGUGGGUUAAAGGCGAGCUAGUUGGUGGCCUGGAUAUUGUCAAGGAAGAAAUCGAAGCGAAUCCCGAUUUCUUUCGCGACUAUUCGGUGGCGAGAGCCCCAAUUGCCCCAGCAGCUUAA